AACUCCGAAUGUGUUGUUUUCAUUGCCGACAAAAUGGCUGACAAGAGCGCAUUUUUUGGAGCAGUGCCUCUGUAACAUAUGGACUUUAUUAAUUAAUGAAUAAACUACUAAGAUAGAAUGGGUUCCGGAGCGAGCACCCAAGUUAAAACUAUCCACAGUGAAACGGAAAAAGGUUACAAUGAGUCUGCAAGGACUGCAGGCAGACAGAUCCAGGCUACAGUGACAGGGACAAGUAACUUGACAACUGAAAGUGGAACAAGUGAAAGCCAUCGAAAUGAUACAGAUGCCAAGCUCAAAGAUCUGGAGAAACAGCUGGCAGAGAGUGAGAGUCAACAGCUGGACUUCCAGGACCAGAUACAGCUGCUCGAGGAGAGGCUUGCGGAGCAGCUGCAGGAAGCUGGUAGGGAGGAAGUGUGUACGGAGACCCUGCAGGUCAAGGAUCAGUACAUCGCCAAGCUGGAGCUGGAGCUACAGGCCGCACAGCAGGAGAACAGCAAGCUGAAAAUGAAACACAAAAAGAAGUUGAAGUCCUUGAACUCUCAGCUGACGGAGACGAGGCAGGAGAUGUCGAUACAGACAUUUGAGCUGAGGGAGGAGAUCAGUAAACUCAGGGAGGAGAACAGCGCACUCAAGAAUAAAGUUGAUGCCUCUUCGUCAACAUCUGGUGACACUGCUGUGGGGUUGACUGGUGAGAUGAGUGGACGCAUGACCUUGAUCCUGGAUCUGUCACAGCAGCUGUCUGAGCAGGAAGACAAAAUAAAGAAACUUGAGGAAAGUGUGCAGGAAAAGAAUAAGACAAUCAAGAAAUUUAGAAAUGCUCAAUCAUCAAAUGCUGACAAACAUUCAAAGGUAAAAGAAGAUGUGUUGGUGUCAAUGUCUUGGGACGAAAAUAAUGAGGUUCCAAAUGGUUCUGAGUUCAUGGCGUCAGGUUGGCAUUGUGUAGACAAUAAUGCAAAGAUGCCAUCCUCCAAACUGAAGACUGGUUCUCUGGCUCCUGUAGAAGAAUGUAACAGUGAAAAUGACAGGAAUGACUUUAGCACAAGUAGGGAUUCUGGGAUAGGCUCUGCUGGAAAGACCAAAUCUGUAAAUGAUUCUGAGAAAUGGAAGUCCAAAAGAAUCAGCUCAGCAUCUAGUAUGUUGUCCGGUCUGUGUUAUGAUUCUGACUCUGACUGGGGGUCAGAUUCCACCACAGCGCCACCCUACAAAGUUCAGAGUGCUCCACCGGGGAAAAGAUCUCCACAUUUGCUGCCCUCUGGUCAGAGAGGAGACUCAGGGGGAGACAACUGGAGUGUAGACUCAAGAAGUGGAACACCAAAGAGUAAAUCAAAGAAAAAAUCUGUUCUUAGGUCCAGAGCUGAUGCAAAUCAUGAUAAUGAUAUCCCAGGACAAAGACCUGAAUUGCUGGGCCCAACUCUAGCUUUUGCUGAGAAAACCAGAUUAGAAUCAUACUGAUUUACAAACACAGUUGUAGAGUUUAAAUCCCUUGCAUUGUGUUAACAUCUCUGUGAUAUGCGUAAGUGUGGGUGGUUUGCUGAGGAUUAGAAAGUCCCUCAAAUUGAUAAUGUCAAGAAUAAAAAUGACUUCACACAUAGACAUACCAUGAAGGUAAAACUGCUGACCGAACAUUAAUUUCAUAUUAAAGCAGCUAGUAUUGGCUUAUUAUUUUAUAAGGAAAACACAAACAAUUUGACUUUCAAUUGGAUGAUCGAUGUUUCGGGAACAGAUUUUGUAACAUUAGGUUGAAUCGUUGAUUGGCACUUUGAUGUUAGAAGAACAUGAAGACAUGAUAAUAAGGAACUUUGAUAACUAUUUUUUUGAUGGUAAUGAUAUUUCAGGGCGACUUCUUGCCCCUUCAUCGUGUGAAUCUUGUUAUUCAUAACAGUUACACAUCUUCAUCAGUGGGUCACUAGACGUCCUACUAACUGUUUGAGUGUUAGUAAGACGCUUUGUUAUCAGUGGGUUAGUGUUUGCAACUGUACUCUGUAUGCAGUGCUUGUUGAAGGGUUUGUUGUUAAAUAUAUAUUUGUUUCAUGUAUACCACUAUCUUAUAAAUUUGUUUAACAACACCUAAUUAGGUUGUAGGAUCCCUGAGGAAGGGGAAUAUCACCCCUACUUUUUCCAUUUAAUGUGAUGUUUACGUAUCCCAGACAACAAACAAUAUUCAGGAAACUGUCUCCUUGCACAUGUUGAAUGCUUUCCAUGUUUAUGGGUAAUGUCAGUGAUCAGAAAGCCGGAAUGAUUCAAAUUCAAGGAGGGAAAGUUUAAACAUAAACUUGACUUUGAUUUUCGUACACAUUAGAAAUGGAAAGGAAAGAAUUUCACAAAGUAUCUUCUCAGAGCACCAAAAGAGAAGUGGAGUUAUUUUGUGAACAUACACUAAGUCUUAUGACUGGAAAACCUACAGUUAAAACAAAAGAAGCCUCAAACUGAUGCCAGAACAGUGUACUUGACUUCUUUAUCUUCACACUCUAACUUAUUUGAGUACAAAGAUUGCUUUUGCCAGAUUAUAUGUUUACAUUUAUUUACACUUUAAACUAUUUAAGAACAAUGAUUGCUAUUGCCAGAUACUAUGUUUACAGUACAGAAGCUCUGUGAUGAUUUUGUAUCACUGUUGAUUAUUUUAAUUUAUUAAUUGUUUGCUUCAGUCAGUAUUAGCAUGCUUCAUUGUGUUGUGUUUUGCUCAAGAGACAGUAUUCAUGGACAUGUUCACAAAGAAAUGUUUGGAUUAUAUAUUUUUACAUGAUUUAUUCACAGA
Haliotis rufescens (red abalone) is the source of this 2755-nucleotide messenger RNA. RefSeq names its product CAP-Gly domain-containing linker protein 1-like. The transcript has 6 exons. Lineage: Eukaryota; Metazoa; Mollusca; Gastropoda; Lepetellida; Haliotidae. The coding region runs from base 118 to 1452 and encodes 444 amino acids. The record is from RefSeq and is a predicted model, not a curated record.